This is a messenger RNA of Oncorhynchus keta (chum salmon), 4089 nucleotides long. RefSeq names its product transcription factor EC-like. Bases 2133 to 3347 code for a protein of 404 amino acids. The transcript has 8 exons. The record is from RefSeq and is a predicted model, not a curated record. Gene Ontology annotation, biological process: regulation of transcription by RNA polymerase II. Gene Ontology annotation, cellular component: nucleus. Gene Ontology annotation, molecular function: protein dimerization activity; DNA-binding transcription factor activity, RNA polymerase II-specific; RNA polymerase II cis-regulatory region sequence-specific DNA binding. Lineage: Eukaryota; Metazoa; Chordata; Actinopteri; Salmoniformes; Salmonidae.
GUUGAAAGCCAAAUGCUAGUCUGUCUAAAAGAAAUGGAAGAUAAUGUCUAGAUGUUUUUAAUAGAGGAGAUCAAGUUUCCAAAUUGCCUGGCUGGGCUGAUGAGACAGUGGAUUGCGCAGUGAGAUGGAACAGAGUAAAUAGGCAAUUCAACGUCAUUGCUUUGGCCACUGGUAACUUGUGGAAUAGAAACCGUCUGGAAUGCAAUUUGAACCACAAAGCAUCUAGGAUUAGACCCACCCGUUGUAUAAAUGAUAAUGCAUUUACAUGACAUUUCAACAUUCUAUGGCAGCCAUGUUAGCUCCUCAUUAACAUUACAUGGGUAAUAUUCAAACAAUGCUUACGUAACUGAUUUGUCUAGAAUUAGAACAAUAUUCACAAUUCUAAAAGUCGGCCUAACUCUUUAAAUACAUGACUCUGAUCACGACAAUCCACUGAAUGACAGAAGGGAGAUCACAAUCAGUUCCAACAAGUGGAAUAGAAUAAACUCUUCCAUUUUCAAGAGUGUCAAAGUAAUAUACAAACCUUUCCAUCGCCGAUUCUCCAGGCAGAUAUCUUAUUCUGUGCCUAGUGAACUGCAGUGUGUCUUGUCUUCAUGCACAGCCCUGUCAUUGUCGUGCCGCGCAUUAGUGACAGAAGAUACAUUACUUGGUAGGAAUCUAAUUAGAUGUCCCCCAACGACCUAAUAGGCGUGUCUCCUGCUGCAUGUACAGUAGAGAGAAGGCUAUUAAUCCAAGGAUAACCUCUAUCUCUUCAGACAACAAGCUGAGUGUAGUACGCUGGCAGGCUUUUCCAUCCGCUGUGGAAAAAUGUUGAUUGAGUAACAAAUGGCACCUUGUUUAGCCCUUAGUUGCCAGCGAUGAGACUUGGUCUCUCUCUUCAUUGGUGACAAGUUCAGUACUGUCGAGCGGGAGUCCAUUCUGAGCAGGGCCAGUCAUCUAUGUGAGCUAUGUGGACGACAGACGACAGCACAGAAAUGCUGUGCAAAAUGUGCAUCUGUGGUCAAAUCAGGUGCUUCUAUAGUACUUUUGUUUAAAAAAACUUUUUUUUUUUUUAAAGUACAACCUCAAGAUGUUGUUGCUAGUAUUUGAGUAAAGGGUAGCAAGUGGUCACGGUUGUCUGCUGUGGUCUGGAGCAACAAACAAACAAAAAAGGUCAUUCUGAAUGUUCCUGUACGGUGACCAGGAUUACAACUUCACAACUCUAGUACAGACCGACAUUGACCUGAGUUGCUUCUUCUCUGUAUUGAAUGAACGAGGAAUGAUUAGGAAAGCCAGAAGCUACCCCUAAAAGGAGACAAACGUUUCCUGCCAGGAGUUCAAUCAGCAAGGCAAAUAGUUUCCAGUAAAGACGUUCAAUUCUCUGAAUAGUAGAAAUGAAAACCCAAUUCAUUCAGUGGACCUAAUAAUCAAUCAACCAAUUCUUCCCAAAAUGCUUAGGCAACGGUAAACCAAUUUUAACAACACGACUACAAUGAUCUCUUUUAUAGCCCUAGACAAGAGUAAAACAUUUUUAGACAAGAGGAUAAACAUAGGGUCACGAUAGCUACAGUACUAAAAUUAGCCCCCAGAUAUAGUCCAUCUAGGGUUAUUCUUGGAGUAAUUGACAUUAGACAAUGAGCGGCCAAAGGAGGGGUCAUGGUGCAAAUGGCCCUCCAAAGUUAUUUAAAAAAGAAGAACAAGAAAGAACCAAUUGUGCUAGAGUCAACAACUAGACCCCCGAAGGAGAUCGUAGAGAGUCCGGACUAGGGGACGAUCGUGAUUGGCCGAUAACUCCCAAACAGAAACAGGGCGGUCCCGUUGAAUUAGUCGAGAUAUAGGCAAAAGCCAUAGGCAGAUAUCCUGUUGGGAUCAAACCCGGGGGUAAUCUGAUGAGUCUCUGUUUGAAGUGAUUAUCAUGGAAGGAAACUAAGGGAUAGCCCAGCUUCUCGCCUAAUUAGCAAAUUUAGUGCAGAGCCUUAAGAAGUUUAUAAAGACACUGGCUGAGGACAGGAGGGGACAGUCCUCAACAUAUCAACUCAUAUCAACUCACCAGGAUAGCCACCGGAUAGCAGCAGCUUAACUGAAAUCCUACUGCUACUUUGAGCUGUUCUACAACUAGCAGACCAGACCUGAAGACAGACUCUCUCUGACCGAUGAGAAUGCCACACUUAAGUGACUGUAGUUACUACAAGAUGCGAGACGGAGCACGAGUUUCCAAUGUCUGUAUGGAACAGGUCCAGAGCCACCUGGAGGGCUCUAAGUUCCACCUGCACCAGGCCCAGAGUCAGCAGGUCAAGCAGUACCUGACCCUGGGUUCCAAGCUGGCCGGGGGACAAGGGGGCCACCCUCACCCCACUGCGCAGGGAGGGCAGCUCCUGGGCACCGUUCCAGUGAUGAGGAAUGCUCACAUGGCCCCCCUCAGCGAUGGCAGCACCCCCAGCAGCCCCGUUACACUGCUGACCCUGGCAUCCAACCACGACAGCGAGUUUCCAAUGGAUGAAGUUAUUGAUGACUUGAUUAGCCUGGAGUCCGGCUUCAAUGACGGGGGCUUGGAUUGUAUGGAUCCCAGCAUCAUAAUGCAAAACAAUGUGCUGAGCAGCAGCAUGCUGGACAUCUAUGGGUGUGAACCAGAACAUGAAACGAGAGUGAUGGCCAAAGAACGACAGAAGAAAGACAAUCACAACUUGAUUGAAAGAAGACGAAGAUACAAUAUCAACUACAGAAUCAAAGAACUUGGAACAAUGAUACCAAAGUCGAAUGACCCUGAUAUGCGCUGGAACAAAGGCACCAUUCUCAAGGCGUCGGUGGAGUACAUCAAGUGGCUGCAGAAGGAGCAGCAACACGCCAGAGAGCUGGAGAACAGGCAGAAGAAGAUGGAGCAGGCCAACAGGAGGCUACUGCUCAGGAUCCAGGAGUUGGAGAUCCAGGCCCGUGCUCACGGCCUCCCCAGCAUGGCCACUGCCCUGGGUACUGUAGAGCUCUCCUCCCAUCUCCUCAAACAACAGCAGCAGCAGCCCUUGGCUCCCCAGUCACAGCAGGGUCCUCAGCCACCCCUGUACCAGGAAGAGCUGAACGGGGAGUACCUCCAGAGGACCUCCAUGCCAGCUAUGACCACUGGGGGCGUCACUGGGGUUACAGACCAGGGUCAGGGGGUGGUUGACGGCUCCACCACUUUCUCCGACCCGCUUUCUCACUUCACAGACUUCUUCAGCGCCACGCUCAAAGAGGAGCAACGGCUGGACGAGAUCCUCAUGGACAACCCGCUCUCGCCGUUCGGCACCGACCCGCUUCUCUCCGCCGGCUCACCCGAAGCCUCCAAGGACUCCAGUCACAGGAGCAGCUUCAGCUCGGACGAUGACGACCUAUGAUCCCUGACCCCUACGCGACCCCCACGGUGACCCUGUGUCAAAGGUCAAAGGACAUAGAGCAGUUGGUCACCCUCACAAAUUGGUGUGGGGAUUUGUUCCAGCCCAGCACCAACAACACAUCCGAUUCUACUGACCAGCUCGAAUCAAUGAGAGCUUGAUUAGUGGGCUCAGGUGUGUAAGUGCUGGGCCAGAGCAGAUGCCUGCACACCCUGUGGCUCUCCAGGACCAGGGUUAGUUACCACUGGCACUCCCACUUUUUACAAACUUUGGUGGAGAGUGUGUACCUCGCGGGCAGAACCAGGCUCAUGAGAAAAAGGGAGAAAGACAAUCGGUCCAUACUGAUCAUAUGAUUCGGUUCCAAAAUGCAUUGGACACUGGGGUUGUUGUACACCACUGUAAACGUUGCAAUAUGCCAAAAGAGGACAGUGUCCUUUUUCAGAUGUCUACUAUUACAGUUAUUGUAUAAAAUGACUUUAAACCACUGAGGUUCACUGAUGGGCACUAUCUAGAGCUAGUUACUGGUGGUUCCUCUUUCAGACAGAAAUUAAAAUGGAACAGUGAUACUUGGCGAAAAAGCCUAACACUUCCUUUGUUUGUCUUUAAAUGUAUUUUUACCAAAUGUUUUAUGUAUGUAUGUGUUUUAAUCCAUGUAUUCCUAAAAAAAAACAUGACAUUAUCUAACAUGCUCUCUUUUGUAUUUUUAGUGGGGGUGGGGAAAAAAAAAUAAACCCCUUUUUUUAAA